AUCAUAUUUCACAAGAUGCGUUAUUUUUUCCGAACAAAUCCACCGUCCAUACAUGCCUUAUUGCCUUUUGCACAUUCAAGACCGCUCUAGUCCCUGCUCUACAGCUCUAGUCGAUUACAGAAAUUUGGACAAAGCAGAAGGUUCAGGUCGUAAGAUCGCCUAGUCCCUGCUCUUCCUGGUCAGUGGCCGUUACCACUGCCCCCUCUCCUCUCCUCUCGCUCGUGCAGAGGAGGAGACAGACUCCCCCCGUCGCCGCCCUCGCGCCUCCUCCGCCCGCAGCUCAAGCCGAGCGUCACCCCGUCGGCUACCUUCCAUUCUCGCCGCACUUCUCCCACUGGGCACCUCGCGCCCUCGUGACGGUAUAAAUAGCCCCUAGUCACUCCUCGGCGCUCCUCAAACCCACCAAACCCUAGCCCACUUAGCGGCGGCGGCGCUAGAGGUGGAACGAGACCUUGGCGGAGGUAGCGAGGGUAGCGCUGCUCGCUCGCUCGUUGGGUUUCCAUCCCCUACUGCCUAGAGCGAGCUCUACGCGACGAUGAGCAGCCUUGUCGAGCGGCUGCGCGUGCGGUCGGAGAGGCGGCCGCGGUACGCGCUCGACGAGUCCGACGACGACCUCCCGCUGCGCGUUGGGGCCGGAAAGGGGAAGGAUCAACAGAACGACGCGCCCGCCGAGCGGAUCGAGCGCGAGGACGCGAAAGAAGAAGCUUGCCAGCGCUGUGGAAAAAGUGAUAAUCUAGUCUCUUGUUCAACAUGUACAUACAAAUUUCACAGAAAAUGCUUGGUUCCUUGCUUAAACAUCACAUCUGAUAAAUGGAGCUGCCCAGAAUGUGUAAGUCCAUUAACAGAGAUGGAGAGGAUUCUAGAUAUUGAAGUGCUGGAAGCACCUCGUGAAGAUUCUAGUUCCACAGAGCCUCGAUCAAAGAAGAUGGAGCGAUAUCUUAUCAAGUGGAAAGGAUUAUCAUACAUUCACUGCUCUUGGGUUUCAGAAAAAGAAUAUUCAGAAGCCGCGAAUAUACACCCUCGUCUGAGGACUAGGUUGAAUAACUUCAGAAGGCAAAAGGAAGCCAUGAAAAUAGAAGCAGAAAGAUCUGGUGAGGACAUCGUUGCAAUUAGACCGGAGUGGACAACUGUUGACAGGAUCCUUGCUAGCAGAAAAAACUUAGUUGGCGAUCGGGAAUACUAUGUUAAAUGGAAUGAACUUACAUAUGAGGAAUGUACAUGGGAAAAUGAGUCUGACAUCACGGUGUUCCAACCUGAGAUUGAACGCUUCAAUGAGAUCCAGUUCAGGCGUAAGAAAUCUGGUGACAAGGGCAAGGCCACUCGGGAGCCACGCCAAUUCAAGGAGAGCCCUACGUUUCUUUCUGGUGGCACACUACAUCCCUAUCAGCUUGAAGGGUUAAACUUUUUGCGAUAUUCGUGGUUUCAUAACAAACGCGUAAUCCUUGGUGAUGAGAUGGGUCUUGGGAAAACGAUACAAAGUAUUGCUUUUCUUGCCUCACUCUUUGAAGACAAGUUUGGUCCGCAUCUGGUCGUUGCUCCCCUCUCAACCCUGCGGAAUUGGGAGCGUGAAUUUGCAACUUGGGCACCUCAAAUGAAUGUUGUAAUGUAUUUUGGAGCUGCUGCUUCUCGUGACAUUAUUAGGAAGUACGAGUUUUACUACCCAAAAGAGAAACUGAAGAAGCUGAAGAAAAAGAAAUCUUCUCCAUCUAAUGAAGAUAAGAAGCAGUCAAGGAUAAGAUUUGAUGUCUUAUUGACGUCUUAUGAGAUGAUCAACAUGGACUCGUCUAUUCUAAAAAAUAUAGAAUGGGAGUGCUUGGUUGUGGAUGAGGGGCAUCGGUUGAAAAACAAAGAUUCCAAGUUGUUUGGUCAACUUAAAGAUUAUAAUACCAAACAUCGUGUUCUAUUAACGGGGACCCCAGUCCAGAAUAAUCUUGAUGAGCUUUUCAUGCUUAUGCACUUCCUUGAGGGUGAAAGUUUUGGGAGUAUAACUGAUCUCCAAGAAGAGUUCAAGGAUAUAAACCAAGACAAGCAAAUUGAGAAGCUUCAUGGAAUGCUGAAGCCACAUCUUCUUCGAAGAUUCAAGAAGGAUGUUAUGAAAGAACUUCCUCCAAAAAAGGAAUUGAUUCUACGAGUUGAAUUGACAAGAAAACAGAAGGAGUACUAUAAGGCAAUUCUCACCAAGAAUUAUGAAGUGUUAGCCCGUCGUAAUGGUGGACAUACAUCUCUAAUAAACGUUGUAAUGGAGUUGCGCAAACUCUGUUGCCAUGGAUUCAUGAUUGAUGAACCUGAUCUUGAACCUGCCAAUCCAGAAGAAGGUUUAAGGAGGCUUCUAGAUUCAUCAGGUAAGAUGCAGCUGCUGGACAAGAUGAUGGUGAAACUGAAAGAGCAGGGUCAUAGAGUUCUAAUUUAUUCACAGUUCCAGCACAUGUUGGACUUGCUGGAGGACUAUUUAAGUUACAGGAAAUGGACUUAUGAACGCAUCGAUGGCAAGAUAAGUGGCGCUGAUAGGCAGAUACGGAUAGAUCGCUUCAACGCUAAGAAUUCAACUAGGUUUUGCUUUCUUCUUUCUACUAGAGCUGGUGGUCUGGGAAUAAACUUGGCAACUGCAGAUACUGUAAUCAUCUAUGACAGUGAUUGGAACCCACAUGCGGAUUUGCAAGCUAUGGCAAGAGCUCAUCGCUUAGGACAGACUAGUAAGGUGAUGAUAUACAGGCUUGUUAGCCGAGGUACAAUUGAGGAGCGAAUGAUGCAGCUUACAAAAAAGAAGAUUUUAUUGGAGCACUUAGUUGUUGGUCGACUCACCAAAGCUAAUAAUGUCAAUCAGGAGGAGUUGGAUGAUAUUAUACGCUAUGGAUCAAAGGAGCUUUUUGAAGACGAGAAUGAUGAAUCUCGCCAAAUUCAUUAUGACGAAGCUGCAAUUGAGAGGUUGUUAGACCGUGAUCAAGUUGACGGUGAUGAAUCUGUGGAAGAUGAAGAAGAAGAUGGAUUCUUAAAAGGAUUCAAGGUUGCAAACUUUGAAUAUAUCGAUGAGGCAAAGGCUCAGGCAGAAAAAGAGGAGGCACGGAGAAAGGCUGCAGCUGAGGCUGAAAAUUCUGAAAGAAACUACUGGGAUGAACUAUUGAAGGAUAGAUAUGAUGUACAGAAAGUUGAAGAACAUACUGCUAUGGGAAAAGGGAAAAGAAGCCGCAAACAGAUGGCUGCCGCUGAUGAAGAUGACAUUCAUGAUUUAAGUUCCGAAGAUGAGGAUUACUCAUUGGAGGAUGACAUUUCAGAUAAUGACACAAGUUUGCAAGGAAAUAUUUCUGGGAAGAGGGGCCAAUAUUCUAAGAGAAAAUCACGUAAUGUUGAUUCUAUUCCAUUGAUGGAGGGCGAAGGACGUACCUUGAGAGUUCUUGGAUUCAACCAUGCUCAACGAGCAAUGUUCCUACAGACACUCAAUAGAUUCGGUUUUCAGAAUUAUGACUGGAAAGAGUAUCUUCCUCGUCUUAAAGGAAAAAGUGUCGAGGAAAUCCAGAGAUAUGCUGAACUUGUCAUGGCACAUCUUGUUGAAGAAAUUAAUGAUUCUGACUAUUUUUCAGAUGGCGUUCCAAAGGAAAUGAUGCGUGUUGAUGAUGUACUAGUCAGGAUAGCAAACAUAUCCCUUAUUGAGGAGAAGAUGGCUGCCACAGGACCAGGAAAAAUUACAAACAUUUUUCCUAAUUACUUGCUCUAUGAGUUCCAAGGCUUAUCUGGUGGAAGAAUAUGGAAAGCGGAGCAUGAUCUACUGUUACUGAGAGGCAUACUGAAGCAUGGAUAUGCAAGGUGGCAGUAUAUAUCAGAUGACAGAGAGAAUGGGCUUUUUGAGGCUGCACGACGAGAGCUUCAUCUCCCUUCGGUUAAUGAAAUAAUUGGUGCUCAGUUGAACGAGGCAAAUGGGAAUUUGGAAGGUGCACAGGAAGGCCAAGCGAACACAACAAGCAUGUCGCAUUACAAGGAGAUCCAGAGAAAGAUAGUUGAGUUCUUGAGAAAGAGAUAUCAUCUUAUGGAGAGAGCCUUGAAUAUGGAAUAUGCUGUGAUAAAGAAAAAAAUUCCUGUUCCUGAUGAUAUUACUGAACAAGGUGUUCCAGCAGGACAUGCUCCUUUUAUUCCAGAUAUCAGUGAACUGUUGCGGGAAUUGCCCAAUCUUGAGCCAAUUUCUACCAAUGAAUUGGUUUCUGAGGGCACAGCUGGUCAGUUACAAGUUCCCCAUCUCUACAAUAAGAUGUGUGGAGUGCUUGAAGAGAGUGGUGCUUAUGCGCUCAGUUCCUUCUUUGGAGACAAGUCCGCAUCUUCUAGUUUGGCCAAUAGCCUUCGACAGUUUGAAACUGUGUGCGAGAAUGUCGUCGAGGCCUUGCGACCACACCAAAAUGGUACUGGCAGUGCCAUCAAAGAGGAAUUGGUAGAUGCAGCCACCAAAGCAGCAGCAGCAGCAGCUCCUCAACAAGAUUCAGGCCAUGAUGCACCGCAUGGGCAGUCUUCGACAGCCAAGGCGGACAUGGAAAUCGAUGGUUGAUUUGUAGGUUCCAGAGUGGUAAGAAAGGGAAUCCCCCUCUAAUCAUUAUGUAUACUGUGGUCAGAAUGUGCGCUAUAUAUUGUAACAUCAAAGAAAGCACCUCCAGGCCUGAGGGUGUUACUGCUAAUGCGUUUGGUUUACUUGUUGUCCUUGUAAUAUGCAUACACAUUUAGAACUCAUGCAGCCAUUUUGUGUGCUCGAACCGGUGGAUCGCUGCCCUGUUGUCUUGUACUGUGUUUAGGGCCUGUUUGGAUACGAAUGGUUAAUUA
This is a messenger RNA of Zea mays, 4800 nucleotides long. RefSeq names its product CHD3-type chromatin-remodeling factor PICKLE. NCBI's taxonomy places the organism in Eukaryota, Viridiplantae, Streptophyta, Magnoliopsida, Poales, Poaceae. The transcript has 31 exons. Bases 536 to 4531 code for a protein of 1331 amino acids. Gene Ontology annotation, cellular component: chromatin; nucleus. The record is from RefSeq and is a predicted model, not a curated record. Gene Ontology annotation, biological process: chromatin remodeling. Gene Ontology annotation, molecular function: ATP binding; ATP hydrolysis activity; histone binding.